AUGACAACAAAUUUGAACAAUUUUUACGCUUAUAUUCGAUUGGCAAAAACUUAUUGGUUCUUGACUGCUUUCAUCUUCCCCAUUUCUAUAAGUUUAAUACUUAUUAAGUAUUUUAAUAAUUUGAAAUAUAAAAUUUUAUUAAAACAAUUUGAAGGAAAAGUUGUAUUAAUAACUGGUGCAAGUUCAGGCUUAGGUGAAGCUUUAGCACAUUGUUUUUACAAUGCCGGUUGUAAAGUUAUACUAUCAGCCAGAAGGGAAAAUGAAUUAAUAAGAGUUCGUGACAUUCUCGUAAAUACGUAUAAGACUCAAAAAAAUCAUCCAGUAAUUUUACCAUUAGAUUUAUCAGAUAUUGAAUCGGUAUCAAAACAAGCACAAGUUGCAUUAUCGAUAUUUGGACAUAUUGAUGUUCUCAUAAACAAUGCUGGAAUAAGUUUUAGGGGAAGAAUUAGUAAAACUGAUAUAAGUGUAGACAAAUUUAUUAUGGAUGUUAAUUAUUUUGGUCCAGUAGCAUUAAUUAAAGCAAUACUACCACAAAUGAUUGAUAGGAAAAAAGGUCACAUUGUUGCUGUAAGCAGUGUUCAAGGAUUAAUUGGUAUACCAUAUAGAUCAGCAUAUGCUGCUUCAAAACAUGCACUUCAAGCUUUCCAUGAUGUUCUUAGAGCAGAGGUAGCUUCGAACAAUGUAAAAGUUUCUGUUAUAAGUCCAGGUUAUAUUAAAACGAAUUUGUCAGUUAAUGCAUUAACUGAAAAUGGGAACCAAUACAAAAUUAUGGAUGAUACUACUGCCAAAGGAAUAGAACCGACACGACUAAGUAAAAUUUUAUUUAAAAAUAUAGUUUUAGAAAAGAAAGAUUUAGUGGUAGCCUCUCUUACAUCUAAAUUAGCAAUUUUUAUAAGAAACAUCAGUCCAUCAAUAUUUCAUUGGAUUAUGAUGGAAAGAGCCAAAAACCUACCCUUAAUAAAGUAA
Pediculus humanus corporis (human body louse) is the source of this 966-nucleotide messenger RNA. Its product is annotated as short-chain dehydrogenase, putative. The record is from RefSeq and is a predicted model, not a curated record. Gene Ontology annotation, cellular component: membrane. NCBI's taxonomy places the organism in Eukaryota, Metazoa, Arthropoda, Insecta, Psocodea, Pediculidae. Gene Ontology annotation, molecular function: oxidoreductase activity. The coding region runs from base 1 to 966 and encodes 321 amino acids. The transcript is spliced from 4 exons.